Molecule: messenger RNA, 4340 nt
Organism: Coregonus clupeaformis (lake whitefish)
Lineage: Eukaryota; Metazoa; Chordata; Actinopteri; Salmoniformes; Salmonidae
Product: CTD small phosphatase-like protein 2-B
Molecular function (GO): phosphoprotein phosphatase activity
Source: RefSeq, a predicted model, not a curated record
CUCUGUCAUCCGGGUAUCUGCCACCGAAAGAGUGUGGGUGAGGAGGCGGGAAAUGGCGUCUGGGAGCACAUCGCAGUAUCAGCUACUAGACGGUUCGUAAAAACAGCAAAGGCAGAGAGGUACCAAUAAGAAGAAGAAGCUGCUGUCCGCACCGUGGCAGCCAGCAGUGCUUGAUCAGUCAACUCGUUUUCGAGAUACUGUGGAGUACUGUAAAUCUUACAUGUGACUCUUAAAACAAUGAGGCUGAGAAUGCGGAAGGCAUCUCAGCAGUCGAGCCCUGCCCAUGCGCCCCGCCCAUCCCGGACCAAGCGGAGGCAUUCAGAAGUGGAGGAGUGCACCCCGACAGGUGGAGGGAGAGGCCUGCUGUCCACCAUUAAGAAAUUAAUCAGAGGAAAUGCUGUCAAGGUAGAACAGAAGAAUCCAGCGAAGAAGACGCGACUCACCUGCGACAUAGACGACAACCUGAUCUCUUCCACACCACAAGGUGGCGAUACCCCCAGGAGGACAAUCUCCAGGGUCAGCAGGAGAAACUCAGUCAACGGAGAAGCGACAAACCAUGACACAACCAUGACACCAGUAGUAAGCCUGAAGCCCAAUGGGAAACUGGAGGAGGCGGCGGCAGAGACUUUGACCAGUCCGCCUAGAACCACUCUCCUGGGAACCAUCUUCUCUCCAGUCUUCAACUUCUUCUCACCAGCAAAUAAAAAUGCCACAUCAGGUUCGGACUCCCCAGACCAGGCGUUGGAGGGAGAGAUCGUCAAGCAGCUGGACAUGGAGACGGUGGAGGAGACCCCCACCUGCACUGCCACCUCCACAGAGGAAGUGUGUACGACUAUGCCCCUUUACCCCAGCGACAUGCUGCCACCCCUGCGGCCCCCACACCCUCCAGAAGUGCCCGUCGAGGAAGAGGUCGUCACAGACACGCCUCCUCUCACAGCCCCAGGCGCCCCUCCAGAAGGAGGCUAUGUGGAGGCACAGCCCACAGCCCCUGCAGAGGGGACAUACGAGGAGGACUGGGAGGUCUUUGACCCGUAUUUCUUCAUCAAGCAUGUACCUCCACUGACAGAGGAACAGCUGACCAGGAAGCCUGCUCUCCCACUAAAGACCCGCAGUACACCUGAGUUCUCCUUGGUCCUCGACCUGGAUGAGACAUUGGUGCACUGUAGCUUGAAUGAGCUGGACGAUGCAGCACUUACCUUCCCGGUCCUGUUUCAAGAUGUAAUUUACCAGGUGUAUGUGCGGUUAAGGCCGUUCUUCAGAGAGUUCCUGGAGCGCAUGUCUCAAAUCUAUGAGAUCAUUCUCUUCACUGCCUCAAAGAAGGUUUAUGCAGACAAGUUGCUCAACAUCUUGGAUCCCAAGAAACAGUUGGUUAGACACAGGUUAUUUCGUGAGCAUUGUGUCUGCGUACAAGGAAACUACAUCAAGGACCUGAACAUCCUUGGAAGAGACCUGUCCAAGACCGUCAUCAUUGACAAUUCACCACAAGCCUUUGCAUAUCAGCUUUCCAAUGGGAUUCCCAUUGAGAGCUGGUUCAUGGACAAAAAUGACAACGAACUCCUGAGGCUGGUCCCGUUCUUGGAGAAGCUUGUUGAGCUGAAUGAGGAUGUGAGACCACACGUUCGAGAACGGUUUCGUCUGCACGAGCUUCUUCCCCCAGACUGAUCCCUGGAAUGGACGGACACAAUGGGACAGAAGAAAUAACCAAUUAUUGAAUAAACCAACAAACAGAUGUGUAUAAAGCCCUCUUUGGAUUACAACAUUGCCAUUACUGUUGAAGGUUACACUUUUUCUCUCUUUUUUUUUUUACCCCACAUUGUUUUUUGCAUCGAUAAUGACAAGUCUCAAUUUUUUUGAAGCAACAUCUGGUUAAAAAUAAUUUCUAAAGCCACAUGUAUAGAUCACAUUACUGUGGGCAAGACCAAGAAGGCUCCUCCUUUUUGACUGGCUUUUCUUUCUCCCUGCUUCUUAUCGGAGGGGCCAAGGUGCUGUCUGUCUGGUUGGACUAAAUGUGUUAGAUGACAGAGAAGAGGAUUAUACUUGCUCCCUUUGGUGCUUUCAUAGGACUGUUGACAGUGACACUCAUUGGCUACAGACCAAUUUUAACAGGAAUGGCCAGUAAUGUGUGUAUGUUUUGUGUGUGGGUACAUAGCUAUUGUUUUUCUUUCCAUCUUGGGGUUUUUACAAGUGUUUUACCUGUAGCCUAUAGGAUCUCAUUAUGCAUUCCUCUAGCUGAAUUGCUUUUUUUUGUAGACACUCAUUGAAACUGCAAUUUCUUAUUUUACCCCAUUUCACAAUGUUUCAUUGUUUGCUUUUUUCUGCCUAUAAUGUUUUAUAAUGGGGAUAUGUAGGUGUUGUCCAAGCUUGUUGAUUGGAAAUUAAUAUUGAUGUUAUGUUAGGAUAUCCCCAUGCGAUGUCAAAUCAAAUUGAACGAAUCCAGAACUUCCUGUAUAAAAUUUGUUUGUGGUGGAAGUACUUCUGUUUAAACAAUAGUGUUGGCUUUGUGUUUGAAUGAAUAGGACACUUUGCCAAUAAAUCAAUUAGUAUAACUUUCAAAGAAAUUUGCAUCAAGGGACAGUUCAUCAUUUGUGACUAAAUGUCCCCCACUUCUCAAGUUAAGUGUUACAGACAUUUCUUUUAUUGUAAAAUGUAUUUGUCAUUCAUAUAUUUAAAUGUAUUAUUUUUACGCAACCAAGUUUUUAAAAACUUUUUUUUAAAUGGAUAUGUCUAGUAUUGAAUUAUAACUAAUGUAGAUUGUCUCUGUCAGCGUCUCACCCCUGUCUGUUACUGGAGGCAUAUGGAUGGAUGGCUGGGUCCUGAAACAGCCCGAUGUGUAGCACCACCAGCAUAUAAACUGCAAGCCUCAUCACUGUGGUUUAAACCCAACCUGCCUCUAGUAGUUUUUUGUUUUAGGAAUUGGUUUUAUUAUAUGGAUUUAAAGCCUUUCUUUUAAAUGCAGUUGAAAGAGGCAUCGUUAUUGGAGAACCUUCGUUAUGAAUGUCUGUCUCUGCCCAGACUUGGAAGAGUUGUAGAAAAUAUCCCAUGAUGCAUUGUCAGAUAUUGUACCUAAUACUUGUCAUUUCAUGUGGCCUAACCAGAUCCCAGCUCAUAGACACUUUAUUGAUGACAAAAACCAUAAAGAAUUACACCCAAAAAUGGUUACCCUUCCAUGUCCAGUCGGCCCUUUUGUUGAUAUUAUGGACUUGUACAUUUACAUGGUCAUGUAUAUGGUGCCAUACAAACCUCCUUCCUAACCUGAUCUAACAUCGCCACCCAUGUAAUCUCUUUUUCCUCAUUGGAAGUGUUUAUAAGUCUGAGACAAUCAAGCCUCUAAGCUCAAAACACUCAAAUCGGAAAGGAAAUUCUGGUCAGUUUGUUAGUUGCGCUGUGUUUUUUGUUCUAAGUUGAAUUGUGCCCUGCGAACAAAGUUGUUAGGUGAAUCCAACUGUGCCCUAUUCCAGCUAAUCAUGCAUGUCAUCUUGCCAAACAUCUGAGGGACUAAGGGUAAAACUCUGUAGAGUACCAGUCCUUUUAGCCUGCUCUCUCAUUGCCUUUCUGGAAAUCAUCGCCCUAUAAAACUGAACUGGCAUAGAUGAGUUACACUAUUACAGGGCACAGUUUUUUUUUUUUGUGGCAAUGCUAAAUAUUUCCAGACUGAAUGUAAUUAUUUUCCCACACUUUAUCCCAAAAUGGGGAAAAUAAAUUAACAAAUCAAAAGUCCAUGUUCCAAAGGAUCUAUCAAUUGCUUAGAUUUUCUCUGCUUUGAAGGGUGCACAAUGAGUUAAUUUUUUCACCAUUAUAAAAAAAUAUAUAAGUAAUGAACACCCUAUUCUAUAACAUUUUCAAAUAUGCAACCCUAUCCAUACCCACUUCAGCGGUUGGUUGAGAGUUGGCCCCUAGGAGGAUGAACCCGCUCCUUAAAUGGGGCCUGGCACUUUUCUAUCAAGGGAGAGCUUACUUUAAUUGUUUAAGAGCAGUAGUGAUUUUGUUUUUGAAGGAUGGGCUAUUUGACAUGUACAUCCAGUUCAUUUUUAUGUGUAUUAUACCAGUUUUAUUGUACGAUGGAUAUUGUACAAUACAUGCAGCUUUGCGUUAAAAGAAAAUCCUUAAAGGAAAAUCUUUUUGUAUUUUUUAUUUCAAAAGGCAUGUCAUCUACUUUUUAAAUGUAUUCAUGAAGAUUUAACUUUACAUCAGAUGGAGUGUUUUUCUUACAAAUAUAUGUGUAUGUUUAGUUAGGACAGUGUCACUGAACUGUUAGAAACCUAGCAUGUAUGUAGAGAAUCUUGUUUUGUGGGAAAGUCCUGAAUUAAAUUUUAAUCUUGGCACUUUUUCUGCAGAAAAGA